This is a messenger RNA of Spodoptera littoralis (African cotton leafworm), 2685 nucleotides long. NCBI's taxonomy places the organism in Eukaryota, Metazoa, Arthropoda, Insecta, Lepidoptera, Noctuidae. The record is from the annotation of a GenBank genome assembly.
AUGAGUGCUCCAGCACCCGCGCCUGCUUAUAAAAUAGGAAUCGUGAAGCAGGUACUAUCAGGGGAUACGAUUGUGAUCAGGCGGCAACCGCAGGGCGGGCCGCCUCCAGAGAAAGUCAUCGCGUUGUCUGGCAUCACCGCGCCUAAGUUAGCACGCCAGAAAACACCGAAUAAUGAUACGGAGUCGAAGGACGAGCCCUUUGCCUGGGAGGCUCGUGAGUAUCUCAGGAAACUAGUUGGUCGUGAGGUCAUCUUUACUGCUGAUAAACCUCCCAACUCAGCCACCAGGGAAUAUGGGUGUGUGUGGACAGGCAAAGAUCCUAUCAAGGAUGAUAAUGUAAUAGAAGUCCUCCUUACUGAAGGCUUGGCUAAGGUUAGAGAUGGAGGUAGAAAUAUACCUCAAUUGAAAAGGCUUGUUGAGCUUGAAGAUGUGGCAAAGUCUCAAGGUAAAGGCAUCUGGGGUUCUGAUUUGCAGGACCAUGUUCGGGAAAUCAAGACUUGGACAGAUAGUCCUAAGGCGCUGGUAGCCAAGUUCAAUGGUAAACCGGUCAAAGCCAUCAUUGAAUAUGUACGUGAUGGGUCCACAGUAAGGCUCUGCCUACUGCCUGAUUUCUACCAGAUUACACUGAUGCUGUCGGGAAUUCGAUGCCCUGCAGUGAGGCAAGAUGGUGAAUCUGAGCCCUAUGCAGAAGAAGCGCGUUUCUUUUUAGAGUCUAAACUUCUUCAAAGAGAUGUAGAAGUUGUACUUGAAUCUGUAAACAACAACAACUACGUGGGUACCAUCUUACACCCACAGGGAAACAUUGCUGAAGCUCUCUUACGACAGGGCUUUGCCAGAUGUGUCGACUGGUCUCUUGCAGUGAUGAAAUCAGGCGCAUCGUCUUUGCGAAGUGCAGAGAAAGCUGCCAAGGAAGCUAGGAUCCGAAUUUGGACUAACUAUGUGAGCAAUGCUCCAAUUAUAGCAGCUAAGGACAAGGAAUUCACAGCAACAGUAAUGGAAGUUGUGAACGGAGACGCUCUUGUUGUGAAAAUGCCUAACAACACCCAGAAAAAAAUAUUCCUGGCCAGCAUCAGACCACCACGUGAAAAAAACAACCCUGAUGAGGAAGGCAAAAACUCUCCAAGACCAAAAGGUUUCAAACCCCUGUAUGAUAUACCAUGGAUGUAUGAAGCUCGUGAAUUUCUACGAAAGAAGGUGAUUGGCAAGAGAGUUAACGUGACUGUUGACUAUAUCCAGCCCGCUAAAGAUAAUUUCCCAGAGAAAAGUUGCUGCACUGUUGUUGCAGGAGGAGUGAAUUUGGCUGAGGCAUUAGUUUCAAAGGGGUAUGCUACCGUUGUUCGGUACAGAAAUGAUAAUGAUCAGCGCAGCUCCCACUAUGACAAACUCUUAGAAGCUGAGCUAAAGGCCCAGAAAGCUGGUAUUGGCGUUCACGCUAAAAAAGAUAUCCCUACUCAUCGUAUCCAGGAUACGAGUGGAGACUCUGCCAAAUCCAAAAAGUUUUUCCCAUUCCUUAAGAGAGCUCAGAAAACCGAGGCAACGGUAGAGUUUGUCGCCAGUGGAUCUCGAAUGAGGAUAUACAUUCCCAAAGAAUCUGUCCUAGUGACAUUCCUGCUCGCUGGCAUCAACUGCCCUAGGGGAUCACGCCCUGCCAUAGGAGGAGGUGGCAUGCAGAGCGCCGAGCCUUUUGGUGAAGAAGCUUUGCAGUUCACCAAGGAAAAAUGCCUGCAACGUGAUGUUGUUGUCACUAUUGAAGAAAUGGACAAGGCAGGCAAUUUCAUUGGUUGGUUAUGGAAUGAUAAUGAGAACUUAUCAGUGGCUUUAGUGGAGCAUGGACUGGCUACAAUGCACCACACCGCAGAAACAUCGGAAUUUGCUCGACAAAUUAAAACUGCUGAAGAAAACGCAAUGAAACGGCGUAUUGGAUUAUGGAGGGAUUAUGUAGAAGUUGAAAAAGAAACUGAAAAGGAAAGAAAUGCUCCAAUUCAAGAUCGUACUGUAAAGUAUGAGAAAGUUGUUGUUACUGAAGUAACAGAUGAAGGCAAUUUUUAUGCACAAAAUGUUGACUUGGGCAGUAAGCUCGAAAAUUUAAUGGACAGAAUUCAUCAGGAAUUCAAAAACAAUGCCCCCCUUCCUGGAUCAUAUGUCCCCAGAAGAGGCCAUAUUUGCGCUGCUCGUUACACUUCAGAUGAAAAUUGGUAUAGGGCCAAGGUUGAAAGAAUCACUGAAGAUAAAAUGGUUCAUAUUUACUACAUUGAUUACGGAAACCGUGAGAUUGUGCCCGCUGCGCGCCUGGCUCCACUACCUCCAGGCACUGAACUGGAACCAGCUUAUGCCAGUGAGUUCACACUGUGUUGCGUGAAGUUCCCAGCGGACCCUGAAGAUCGAUCUGAAGCAGUUGCAGUUUUCUCUUCGGAUACGCUGAACAGGAAACUGCUUCUUAACGUGGAGACUCGUGGUUCCCCACCUUGUGUCACUCUCGUCGAUCCUAACACCAACGUAGACAUCGGAAAGAAUUUGAUCAAAGAGGGAUUGGUGCUGAUGGAACCACUGCGCGACCACCGCCUGAUGGGACUGGUGGCUGAGUACCGCGCCGCGCAGGAGCACGCCAAGUGCUCGCGCCUCAACUUGUGGCGACACGGAGACAUCACUGACGAUGAUGCCGUUGAAUUUGGUGCGCGUCGCUAG